Eucalyptus grandis is the source of this 2359-nucleotide messenger RNA. Its product is annotated as synaptotagmin-5. The transcript is spliced from 13 exons. Gene Ontology annotation, molecular function: lipid binding. The record is from RefSeq and is a predicted model, not a curated record. The coding region runs from base 436 to 1992 and encodes 518 amino acids. NCBI's taxonomy places the organism in Eukaryota, Viridiplantae, Streptophyta, Magnoliopsida, Myrtales, Myrtaceae. Gene Ontology annotation, cellular component: endoplasmic reticulum.
CUUUCUCCAUCUGCGCAUCGCUCCUUUUCCCUCCUCGUCAUCUUCACCACCGCGAUUUCGCAUUCCCUUCGUCCGGCCGGUCUCCUCCUCCGCCUCCGAGAGCCACUCCGGCGGCCGGAACCGAUCGGAGCUCGCCGCGAGCGGCGGGAGGCCUCGAUCCGUUCGUCUUGGUGGCGCGAGCCGAGGAGCGGAGGAGCCCGCAGAGGAGUGACGAAGAAGCCAUCGCUUCAUUUUCUCUGCUCCUCCUUUCUUCCUUUUCGCUGUGCGGAUUCCUCUCUCGUCAAUCCAAUCCAAGUCGCUGCUGCUCCGAUCAUCGGUGCUUUCAGUCGGUUUCAGUUGAUUAGCUUCUCGCGGCGGCGGCGGUGGAAGCGGCGGUUUCUUGGGGAAGUUGGCGGUGAGGAGAGGAGAUCUUUUUUGGUUCGAGAGCGAGGGAGAAUGGGACUGACGUCGGGAGUUUUCAUGGGGACCGUGGUCGGCGUCGCGCUGAUGUUCGGAUGGAGUUACGUGAUGCGGCGCCGCAGCGCCAAGCGCAUUGCCAAGGCUAUGGAUAUCAAACUACUGGGUUGUCUUGAUCGAAAUGACUUAAAGAAGAUUUGCGGUGAUAACUUUCCUGAAUGGAUAUCUUUUCCAGAAUUUGAGCAGGCUAAAUGGCUAAACAAGCAACUCAGCAAACUGUGGCCAUAUGUUGCAGAGGCUGCAACAGCAGUGAUUAAGGAAUCUGUUGAACCAUUAUUGGAAGAGUAUCGACCUCCAGGAAUAACUUCACUGAAGUUCAGCAAGCUGUCUCUUGGAACCGUGGCACCAAAAAUAGAAGGUAUACGCAUUCAGAGACUUAAAGAAGGUCAAAUUACUAUGGAUAUUGACUUUCGAUGGGGAGGAGAUCCCAGCAUUGUCUUACAAGUACAAACUGCACUUGGAGCAUCAAUACCCAUUCAGUUAAAGGAUCUUCAAGUUUUCACUGUUGUUCGUGUUAUCUUCCAAUUGGCUGAUGAGAUCCCAUGUAUUUCUGCUGUUGUUGCUGCCCUACUUUCUGAGCCAGAGCCGAAAAUCGAUUAUACCCUGAAAGCAGUUGGUGGAAGCCUGACAGCCAUUCCUGGACUUUCAGACAUGAUAGAUGAUACGGUGAAUUCCAUUGUGACAGAUACACUUCAAUGGCCCCACAGGAUUGUUGUUCCGCUAGGUGGUAUACCUGUAGAUACAAGUGAAUUAGAACUGAAGCCACAGGGCAGGCUUAGAUUAACGGUAGUUAAAGCAAAUGAUUUGAAGAACAUGGAGAUGAUUGGAACAUCUGACCCGUACGCAGUUGUUCACAUCCGGCCUCUUUUCAAGUUUAAAACACAGGUUAUUGAUGACAACCUGAAUCCAGUUUGGGAUCAAACUUUCAAUCUGAUUGUUGAAGACAAGGAGACGCAGUCACUAAUCAUUGAGGUUCUUGAUGAGGACAUUGGCCAAGACAAACGGUUGGGAAUUGUAAAAUUGCCCUUGAUUGGGCUGGAAGCUGAGACUGAGACAGAGGUCAAUUUGAGAUUGCUUCCAUUACUUGAUAUGCUGAAAACCAUAGACAAGAAGGACAGGGGGACUGUUACCCUCAAGGUUUUAUAUCACGAAUUCAACAAGGAGGAACAGUUAGCAGCUCUAGAAGAAGAGAAGCAGAUCUUGGAAGCAAGAAAGAAGCUGAAAGAGGAUGGAGUCAUUGGAAGUGCAAUGGAUGCGCUUGAUGGAGCAGCAUCCUUUGUUGGAUCCGGGGUGGGGAUGGUCGGUACUGGCAUUGGUGCUGGAGUUGGACUCGUUGGGAGCGGCAUUGGUGCUGGAGCGGGGCUCGUUGGGAGUGGACUAGGAGCCGUCGGAAGUGGCCUAAGCAAAGCAGGCAAGUUCAUGGGGCGAAGCCUUACGGGACACUCAAGCUCGUUCUCGGGCUCGAGCAGGAGGCAUGACAGCUCGACCCCAGUGAAUAGUACUCCAGAACACGGCGGUUCUCUGCCCCCGCAAUAACCAUAGGGCUGCCACCGAAGAAUGUGAUUUCAUGUGGCGGCUUUUGCAAAUCAAUGGUGAAUGGAUGGAGGGGGUAGUUUUGGUUCUCGCCCUUGGUAUCAGGGCUUUGCUUAUACCGCAUGUACGUGAGUUUUAUCCAUGACUGGACAAUAUGCUGCUUUGCUCACUUGCUGCUAGCUGCUGCAAUGUUUUCCACGAUACCCUUGUUUUCAUGGAGGAUGUUCCGAGCCGGCCGCUUGCUGGCUUGCUGAAUUGUGUCAUUGUGACGCAGGUGUGAUGUCACAUUUAUUUAGGGUGUGUUUGUUCUGUAAAAUAUAAAUUUGUGAGAUGAUUUUCCAAAAUUUAUCAAAUUUUGUUAGCUGAAAAA